Molecule: messenger RNA, 12711 nt
Organism: Sphaeroforma arctica JP610
Lineage: Eukaryota; Ichthyosporea; Ichthyophonida
Exons: 3
Coding region: 1-12711 (4236 amino acids)
Cellular component (GO): endoplasmic reticulum membrane
Source: RefSeq, a predicted model, not a curated record
AUGAGGGCCUUUUUAGCUCUGAUGCUUAUAGCCAUGCUUUGUCUACCGCAGACGUCUGCUGCGAUUCAAAGCUCUUGCUGUAAACGUAAACGUAACAAUAUGAUUAUCAGUGCACGAAUUGAUGGCCCGAGAACCCCCGGAGGAGUUUCAGUGUCAGAUGUAGAGAGCAUCCCUACCCCGACACCAGCAGAGUCUGCGUCGCCGAUCGUGUAUCCGGACGAUAGUUCUAGUGCCUCGCCGUCAGUGGCCCUAUCGGCAUCACCAAGUGCUACACCAUCAAAGUCUCAAAUUCUGGGGCAAAUUUCAGGUUCACUCAUUGACCUGGGUUCUGGGUUAGGCAUUCCUAACGCCAAUGUGAUAUUAGUGGAUGUCGCAACGAAUGAAGCUAUAGGAACAGUCGCUACAGACGACAAUGGUCUGUAUGUUUUCCUUGAUCUACCCGUUGGCGAGUACAAUGUUAUCUCACCUGCGGAUGUCAAGGCAUUGCCUAUCGUGAGCGGGCCUCUUGACAGCAAUGGUCAGGACAGCGAUGGCAAGUUGUUCGAACAUGUGGUGACUAUCAACGCGGAGGAACCCACUGUAUCUAAUGUAGACUUCAAGUAUCUCAAGGACGCCACAAUUACCGGGACUGUGACUCUUAGUAACAACACCCAGAAUGACGCUUUAGUUGGCGCAACAGUGUCAGCUGUUUGUCUGGACGAUGAAACAAUUACCAUGGAGCCCGUCAAUACCGAUAUCAAUGGAAUGUACUCGUUCCUAGGUGUACCCGAUUGUAAUUGGGAAAUAGUGGUUCCAGACGAGUUCAACGGUUUCCCUAUCCAUUCAGAUGAUUCGACUGAACCGGGGGAGAAGAAAACAGUUCUCAUCGCACCAGAAGAUCGUGUUGGUAUUGCGAAUUUCGAAUACAUUCCCUUUGGAACAAUAUCUGGUUAUGUCUUCAACAGGGAUGACAAUACUACUGUUUCUGGUGUAGUUGUGCAAGCAUCAUGUAAUGGACUCAGUAGUGAGAGAACUACUGAUAGCGAAGGUUUCUACGAGUUCACCAGACUAAAUGAUUGCGAGUAUGCAAUUGUAGCACCACCUUCAAUAAAUACAGGCGUUUUUGAGGGCACCUUUGUUGAAGGGCCCGGUGACGGCGAUCUGUCGCAUCCGGUAAUCGUCGAUUCUGACAGUCGUGGGGAGGAGAAUGUAAACUACUACUACGAAACAGCACCGAAGGGAGCUUUGUCUGGCACUCUGAGAGAUUUCAUCACGAGAGAAGGAAUUGCGGGCCAAACCGUUGAAAUUGCUUGCAUUGAUGGUCCUAAUCGUGAUGUGUCGCGAAUUAAUACCGACAGUGAAGGUAACUAUAAGUUUACUGCUCUCGACUUCUGCACUUACUCUGUGCAGGCUCCUGGAGACACCGGUGAUGGGCGGGAAAUUGUUGUCGGACCUGAAGACGGAGUAGAUCCAAAGGAGUCUACAACCGUACCUCUUACCAAAGCUGUGCCUACUAAAACACAAGUCAAUUUCGAGUACUCUCUUCCAGAAGAACCAGCAAGCAUCACCGGAACAGUUACAUUAUUGCCUGGCAACGAGCCAAUCACCAGUGUGGAGGUCACCGCCACAUGCACAUCUGAUGUUAGUAUAACGAUGGCUCCAGUAACAACGGAUGCAAACGGUAUUUACACGUUUACCGAUGUGGUCGAUUGCGCUUGGACAAUCAGUGUGCCAACCGAGGUCGAUAACGUGCCUGUGAGCAGCCCGUCGGAUGUAACUGCCGUAAUUGAUCCAGCGAACAGAGAUAUCGAGGUCAAUUUCGAUUUCCAACCCAACGGAGUUAUUUCCGGUCGCACGUUGGAUGAUUUCGAUGAUUCAGCGAUUCCCGACAUGCUUGUCACCUUAGUUUGUACAGAGGAUGGUUCAAUGCAAUCGCAAAAGACAAACGCAGACGGAGAGUACUUAUUUACAGAACUCAAGGAUUGCAACUAUGUUGUGUCAGUUCCAUCAUCAUCUGAGGCAGUUGGGCCUAUUGUUUCCGGCCACGGCGAUACCGAGUCCCUAUAUGAAGGUACGGUGGUAAUUGACGAUGAUACUAAAUUGGCAGAAGACGUCAGUUUCAAAUACCUUUCGCAAGGCACAAUUGCUGGUAAGUUGCGUGAUCUCGUCUCGACGACUGGUAUCGCAGGCGAGCUAGUGACCGUGACGUGUGAGAGCAGGGGCAUCACCAAAGAAACGUACACUAACGCUUUGGGCGAGUACCGUUUCGACAACCUUGGAUAUUGUGAUUAUGUCGUAAAAGCUCCCGAAGCUGUUGCCGCAGUAGGUCCAGUAUUCAGUGGGUUCGACGGUUCGGACCCUACAUCUGAAGCCAAUGUGCCGAUCGAUAUUGAAACGCCAUCGGUGGGCGAAGUCAACUUUGAAUACACAGCAGUUGGAAGUAUAUCUGGAGUUGUCUUCGUGGAUGAGGAAGUAGCAGAUAAUGGACAGCCAGGAGUGGAUGUUGUAUUGACUUGCAAGGAGAACCCGGAGAUUCAAUUCACGACUUCAACUGCUGAUCGUGGAGUGUACACCUUUGUCGAUAUUCCACUUUGCACCUACACUGUAGAGGUGCCCACGGCUGUGGAUGGCAAGCCCAUCGAGAGCGGAUAUGAUGAGGAUGAUACUCCCGAGCUAGCUGAUGUCACAGUGUCUACAGAGACGCCUGCUGUAACGAACGUCAGCUUCCUGUAUAAGCUAGCACCAUCACCAUCAGCAACAGGCAGCCCCAGUCCUUCCGCUUCGAGGUACAUUCCCGGUACUGUCGCCGGAGUUGUCACCAUCGAAGGUACAGAAAUUGGGGUACCAGGAGUUGUUGUGACAGCGACAUGUGCAGAAGACGGUAUGGAGUACACCGCAACCUCUGGAAAUGAUGGAUCUUACACCUUAGGCAAUCUACCCGAUUGCGUGUACACCGUCAGUGUACCAGCAACCGAAGGCAAUGGAUGGCCUGUGGUAAGCACCGGUGUGACUGAGGUGGAGAUCAGCCCAGAGAACCGCACUGAGGAGGUGAAGUUCGAGUACACACCACUCGGAUCUAUCUCUGGAGCUACUCUAAGUGACUUUGACAAAACCACUCCUAUUGAGGGCGUGCUUGUUGAGUUGACAUGCGAAGGAGCCGAAACUCAGACCGCGACAUCGGAUGCCCUUGGAAAGUACAGUUUCACGGAGCUGCCACCUUGCACCUACACAGUCACAGUUCCCACUUCAGUCACCAAUGGAGGGGACCUCGUCUCAGGCCCCAGCGACAGCGACACUAGCGCGACUGAAGUUCACGAAGAAGUGAUUUCGGGUAAUGAUGUUAUUGAUGUAGACUUCUUCUACCUACCAGAAGGUACAAUUGCAGGAAAUCUACGGGACCAUGUGACUGAAGAGCCACUUGCUGGCGAGACGGUGACAAUGACGUGCUUGGAGAAUCCUGAUAUUACUUUCACAAAUGUUACUGACGCCGCCGGCAACUACGAGUUCACCAACUUGGUUGCCUGUUCAUAUAGAGUUGUGGCUCCCGAGACUUCAACUUCCGGACCUAUUUUCGCUGGACCAGAGGACCGCACCGAAGACAAUAAGGAAUUCAGCACCGUUGUUUACAUCAGCCCUGACAAUCCCGAGGAAGGCGAUGUUGACUUCACAUACACUGAGGUUGGCAGCGUGUCAGGAUCCAUCUUUGAGGACUCUGUCGCACCCGAGAAUGGAGAUAUUCCACUUUGCACAUAUGCCAUUGCCGUUCCCGAGGAGGUGAGCGUAGCGGAUGGAGUCAAGCCAAUCAACGAAGGUUACGACAGCGAUGUCACCAAGGCCGAAGCGGAUGUUACAAUCGAUUUAGUUCAGGCGGUUGUCACUGAUGUUGAUUUCAUAUACAAGGUGCCAGCUGUCAUUUCUGGAACGGUUACAGGUUACGAGGAUGGAGAAGGUAUCGAAAAUGUUACAGUGACUGUGACUUGCUCAACAGACAUGACUAUCAUGUAUGAAGCGAUCACGGAUGCAGAUGGAAAUUACACCAUUGACGAGAACAUGGAGGACUGUAAUUACAUCGUGACGGUGCCAGAGACCUUUAACGGGGAGCCUAUCGAGGGUCGCAGCGAGACGACGAUAAGCAUCACACCCACUGAUCGCACAGGAGAGGCGACUUUCACAUACGUUCCUCUUGGAACCAUUUCGGGACACACUCUCAAUGAUUUCGACCAAACACCUUUGGCCAACGUUGUUGUGACGUUGAGCUGCAAUGAUGUGGUUGAGGAGACUAGCACGGACGCUUCAGGUUUCUACAUCUUUGAGGACCUCAAAAAUUGCGAUUACGUUGUAGCCGCCCCAGCUUCAGUCAGUUCAGCUGAGUUUGAGGGUAUCAUUGUCAUCGGACCGGCCGAUGACGACGGCAAGAAGAGAGAACACACUGUUGGCAUCAACAGUGACUAUGUGGAGGAGGUGAAUGUUGAUUUCAAAUACCUUCCGCAAGGAACCAUUUCUGGUAACUUACGGGACUUUGCCAGUACUGAUGGCAUUGCAAAUCAGACUGUAACUCUAACUUGUUCCGAUCCCGUGGUAUCGACAUCGACACAGACCGAUGCGGCUGGUAACUACGAGUUCCUUGAUCUUGGAUACUGCGACUACACGGUUGCAGCCCCAACAUCGGUGGAUAAUGUUGGUGAUAUCUACGACGGACCUACAGACACUGAUGAUGUUCUUUCUUCUACCACUGUUGAGAUCUCAUUCGAAGAUCCAUCUGCGGGUGAAGUUGACUUUACCUAUUCAGAGGUCGGAACUAUCUCUGGAACUAUCUACGAGGACUUUGUCGAUGCGAACAAUGGAGCGGGGGAGGUUACGGUCACAAUACAAUGCACCGAUGCCAACAACUUCACGAUGAUAAGUGUGACUGGUGCGGAUGGAGCGUACGCUUUCAACGAUAUUCCACUAUGUGAAUAUGUUAUCUCUGUUCCCGACGAGGUGAGCGCGACUGAUGGCUCGAAGCCAAUUAAUGUAGGCUAUGACGCCGAUGAUACUAUGACCGAGGCGGAUGUUACCAUUAGUCUUGAUGUGCCGGAGGUCACUGGUGUUGACUUUGUAUACAAGGUUCCAGCUGUCGUUUCUGGCAUUGUAACAGGGUACGAAGAUGGUGCAGGAAUCGAGAACGUUACAGUAACUUUGACUUGCUCAACAGACAUGACUAUCGUAUAUGAAGCUAUUACGGAUGCUGAUGGAAGGUACACUAUUGACGAGGAUAUGGAGAACUGUGACUACACCGUGACCGUGCCAGAGACGUUCAACGGGGAGCCUAUCAAGGGUCCCAGCGAGACGACGGUGAGCAUUACGCCUACCGUUCGCACAGGAGAGGCGGACUUCGUGUACGUUCCUCUUGCGACCAUCUCCGGACAGGUAGUCAAUGAUUUCGACCAGUCGCCUUUGGCUGAUGUUGUCGUGGCAUUGAACUGCGAUGACGUUGAAGUGAACAGUACCACUACCGAUGGAUCAGGCAACUACGUAUUCGAGGACCUUGUAGACUGCGCAUACACAGUCACUGCACCAUUAUCUGUCAGCCAAAGCGACUUCGCAGGCAUCAUCACCGAUGGACCGGUUGAUGAGGAUGGUAGUGUGAGGGAGCACGAUGUUGUCAUUACUAGCGACAAUCUGAAUGUUGAAGACAUCGAUUUUGCGUAUCUUCCUCAGGGAAGCAUAUCAGGUACUCUUCAGAACUUUGUUACUGGAGAAGGAAUUGCCAACCAAGAUGUUGUUGUUACUUGCGAUGAGACCACGCCAGCCAUAACCAGGACCGAAACAACGGAUGCGGAUGGUCGUUACGAGUUUACUGGACUCGGCUACUGUAAUUUCACUCUUGUGGCACCUGUAAGUGUAGGCCCCGAUGGUGUCUUCGAGGGACCUGAAGACACGGAUGGCAUUGUGUCAUCUACCAGUGUCGAUGUUACCUUUGAGGACCCGACUGAAGUUGGCGUGGACUUCACUUACGCUGCGGUGGGCAGCAUUUCGGGUGGGAUAUACGAAGACUCAAUUGCUCCUACCAAUGGCGUCGAGGCGGUAGUGGUCACAUUGGUAUGCACUGAGAUGGACAACUACACGCUAACAAGCACAACAGAUGCCAACGGAGCGUACGACUUUAGCGAUAUUCCGCUAUGUCUGUAUAAUAUCUCUGUACCUGGAGAUGUGAGUGUGACUGGUGGAGUCAAGCCAAUCAAUAGUGGUUACGACAUCGACGACACCUUGACUGAGGCAGAUAUCAGCUUCGAUCUUGAAGAGAGUAUUGUCAACGAUGUUGAUUUCAUAUACAAGGUGCCAGCAGUCAUUUCCGGAAACGUGACUGCCUACUUGGACGGAGAAGGUAUUGAAAAUGUCACUGUGACUGCCACGUGCGCAGAGGACAUGUCGAUCGUGUACGACACCAUCACGGAUUCUUCUGGAGCUUAUGUCAUUGACCAGAAUAUGGUCGACUGCACAUACAUUGUGACGGUGCCAGAGACGUACAACGACGAGGUGAUCAAGGGUCCUAAGAACGUUUCGGUGAGCAUUUUGCCCGAUGUUCGUUCCGGAGAGGCGGACUUCUUAUACAUUCCUCUUGGAUCAAUUUCCGGACAUACCUUCAAUGAUUUCGAUCAAACACCUUUGGCCAACGUUAACCUGUCAUUGAUCUGCAAUGGUGUCGAGGUGGCAAGUGCCACCACCAAUGGUUCAGGUUAUUACAUUUUCGAGGAUAUUGUAGACUGUUCGUAUACUGUUGCCGCCCCACCUUCGGUCAGUCUAGACGCAUUCGAAGGUGUCAUUGUUAAUGGACCAAUCGAUGAGGAUGGUAAAGAGAGGGAACACGAUGUUAUAGUCAUCAGCGACGAUUUACACGAGGUGAAUGUUGAUUUCAAGUAUCUUCCGCAAGGCACCAUUGCUGGUAAUUUGCGGGAUUAUGUCAGCAACGCUCCCAUUGCAGAUCAGACUGUCACUCUAACAUGCUCUGAUCCCGAGAUAUCAAUGUCGAUCCAGACCGACGCGGACGGUAUGUACGAGUUCCAAGAUCUUGGAUACUGCGACUACACGAUCGUAGCGCCUGCAUCUGUUGGUAAUGUUGGUGAUAUCUACGAGGGACCCACGGACACGGAUGAGGUUCUAUGGUCUACUAUUGUUCCCAUUACAUUCGAGGAUCCCUCUGAGGGCGAAGUUGACUUCACCUACACGGAGGUUGGAAGUAUCACUGGUACACUAUAUGAGGACUUUGUUGAUGCGGACAAUGGGGUGGAUGCCACUACGGUUACAUUGCAAUGUACCGAUGUCAAUGACUUUAUUAUAACAACAGAGACAGAUGCCAAUGGCGAAUACUCCUUCCUUGAUAUUCCACUAUGUGCAUACGUUAUCUCUGUACCCGAUCAGAUAACCGGAAGCGGCGAAUCGAAUCCAAUCGCUCUCAUUGCUGAGGGCUACGACAGCGAUGACACUAAGGCUGAGGCGGAUGUUACCAUCGACCUUGUUCAACAAGAUGUCGCCGACGUUGAUUUCUUGUACAUUGUUCCUGCGGUCAUUUCUGGAAACAUUGUUGGUUACGAGGAUGGCGAGGGUAUCGGAAACGUCCCAGUGACUGCGACGUGUGUGGAAGAUCCGUCUAUCGUCUAUUCAGUUGUCACUGAGUCAAAUGGAGAUUAUAUUUUCACUGGAGAUGUCGAGAACUGUAACUACACCGUGACUGUACCAGAGACAUUCCUUGGAGAGCCGAUCAAGAGUUCCAGCGAAGGUACUGUGAGUAUCACGCCCAGCGAUCGCACAGGAGAUGUAGACUACGUCUACAUCCCUCUCGGAAUCAUUUCCGGAAACGUACUGGAUGAUUUCGACCAGUCGCCUUUGGCGAACGUUGACUUGGUAUUGAGUUGCGAUGGUGUUGUGGUGAAUACCACCACAACAGACGCGGACGGUUAUUAUAUCUUUGACGAUCUUCUGGACUGUGCUUACACUGUCACUGCUCCCCAGGAUAUCAAUAUCACUGAUUAUGAGGCCGUCAUGACAACGGGACCAACUGAUGAGGACGGUAUCCUUUGGCAGCACGAUGUUGAAAUCUAUGAGGACAACUUGUUUGUGGACGUAGAUUUCGCAUACACGAAGCAAGGUAGCAUAUCUGGUACUCUUCUGAACUAUGUCAGUGGAGAUGGAAUCGCAGGCCAAGAUGUUGUGCUAACUUGCGCGGAUUCUUCCCCGGUUCUUUUCCGUACCGUCACGACAGAUGCAGAUGGUUUCUACAAUUUCACUGGACUCGGCUUCUGCGAUUUCACAAUCGUGGCACCUGCCAUUGUGGACUCCGAUGGCGCCAUUUUCGAUGGUCCCAUCGACACAGACGAAGUUCUGUAUUCUACCACGGUCGAACUCACUCCCUCGAAUCUAUCUGAAAAUGAGGUCGACUACUUAUACACAGCGGUAGGCAGUAUCUCAGGUUCCGUGUUCGAGAAUAAUGUGGACCCAACUAGUGGUGUGGCUGGAGUACCGAUUACGUUGACAUGUACUGAAUCAGACAACAUCACAUACACAAUCGAAUCGGACGAGAAUGGAGACUAUUCCUUCGACAACGUUCCCGUUUGUGCAUACAUUGUCUCCAUACCCCAAGUGUUGAAUGGAACUGAUGGAGAGUGCCCCUGUCCUACACUCAAUAAUACUGAGCUCCAGAUACCCGUUGUUCUCACAGUCACAGAAAACGAAGUGACUGAUGUUGAUUUCUUAUAUACCUUGCCAGCAGUCAUUUCCGGCACCAUUUUAGGACAUGAGGAUGGCGUUGGUAUCGAAGGUGUCCCUGUGACUGCUACGUGUGCUGAAGAUCCGUCUAAUGUUAUCGUAGUGUAUACCGAUGCGAAUGGAAAUUACAGCAUGAAUGAUGUCGCGGACUGCACAUACUUCAUAAAUGUGCCGGAGGAAUUCGAGGGAGAACCUAUUUUGGGCCAAAAUAUGACAUAUGUGAGCAUUACAACCAUUGAUCGAACAGCAGAGGAGGACUUCAUCUAUUUCCCGACGACUGGAAGAGUCUCUGGACACAUUCUCAGUGACUUCGACCAAUCGCCUAUAGCUGAUGUCACUGUUGUUUCAUAUUCGAACUGUGAUGGUACGGUAACAAAUACCACCACAGAUAGCGAGGGUUAUUACGCCUUUGAAAACCUUGAACUUGCCGAAUGUACAUACACUAUUACUGCUCUACCUGCCAUUAGGUCAUCUACGUUCGGCGGAGCUAUUUCCACGGGACCUAUUGAUGCUGAUAGCAUCAUUACAAAUCACGAUGUCACCAUUUCUUCCGAAGAUCGAGCCGGAGACGAUAUUGAUUUCUUAUACACGCCUGAGGGUACCAUUUCUGGUAAUCUUCAGGACUACGUCACCAGUGACGGCAUUGCAAACCAAAAUGUCACCCUGACGUGUGCUGAAUCCGGAGUAAGUAAGUGGACACAGACCGACGCAGAUGGUAACUUCUUGUUUGUCAACCUUGGAUAUUGUGACUUCACUGUCGUGGUACCCGAAACGGUACCAUACGGUGGUGGUGUCUAUUCGGGACCCGAAGACGGCGAUGGUGACGUUUCGUCUACUACAGUUCCUGUCACAUUCGCGAACCAAUCUGUAAAGGAUGUAAACUUCAAGUACGGAGAGUUGGGAAGCAUUUCAGGAGUCAUCUACGAGGACUCUGCUGCUGAGGGCAAUGGAGUUGGUGGCGUAACGGUCACACUGGUCUGCACUGAUGCUAUCGAUGUCAAACUAACAACGGUAACGGAUGCGAAUGGAGAGUACAAUUUCGACGAUAUUCUGCUUUGUCCGUACACUAUUAACGUACCUGAAGAGGUGAGCGCAACUGGUGGACUAAAGCCAAUAUUCGACGGCUAUGAUAGCGAUCUUACUUUGAUUGAGGCGUCGGUCCCCAUUAGUGUUGACGAGAGGGACCUUACAAAUGUCGAUUUUGUAUACAAGGUUCCAGCAGUCAUCUCGGGAGUUGUAGCAGGUGAAACUGGGUCUCUUUCAGGAGUUCCUGUAAGUGUGACGUGUGCAGAGACGCCGUCUGUUGUAUAUGAUGUCGUCACAGAUGUGACUGGAUCUUACUUCAUCAACGAUGUCCCUGACUGUACCUACUCUGUGACAAUACAAGAGGUGUUCGAAGGCCAAGUUGUCCAGACCAAUAUCGAUACUGUGAGUAUCACGUCCGCUGUUCGCACGGCAGAAUCUUCGUUCCUAUACACACUCAUCCCCCCAGCGGUAAUCUCUGGAACGGUGACUGGAGCGACUGGAGUUGGUAUUGCAGGUACUACUGUAACUGCGACUUGCCUCAAUGAUACAUCUAUCGUAUACUCAACCGUUACGGAUGCUACCGGAGCUUACAACAUCGCUAAUUCGAUCGAGGAUUGCACAUAUUCAGUGUCGGUACCUGAGACGAUUAACGGAGAGUCUAUCACUAGUCUCUCUGAGGAAAUUGUGACCAUCACGGCUACUGCCCGUACUGGGAUAGCUGAAUACGUGUACGGACCUCCAGCAGUUAUCUCUGGAAUGGUGACCGGAAAGGAUGGAGCUGGUAUCGCAGGUACUACUGUAACUGCGACUUGCGUCAAUGAUACAUCUAUCAUAUACACAACCGUUACGGAUGCUACCGGAGCUUACAGCAUCGCUGACUCGAUUAAGGACUGUACAUAUUUAGUGUCGGUACCUGAGACGUUCAACGGAGAGCCUAUCAGUAGUGUCUCUGGGGAAUUUGUAUCCAUCACGUCUACUGUCCGCACUGGGGUAGCUGACUACGUGUACGGACCUCGCGGAAUUAUCUCAGGAUACACGCUCAAUGACUACGACCAGAGUGCGCUGGCUAGUGUUCCCGUUACUCUAACAUGUAACGGUGUUAUACUGAUGACCGUCAGUGAUGCAACUGGAUACUAUAUGUUCGAUGAUCUUUACGACUGUGACUACCUUGUCACCGUGCCACCCACUGUCACUACCUCUGCUUUCAAUGGCAUUGUUGUUGGUGGGACCGUCCUGAAUGGAUCGGCAGAGCAGCAAAGCGUAAUAAUUGAUAUCAACAAUGCCAUAGAGGAGAACGUUGAUUUCAAGUACUUGCAUCAAAACGCCAUCGCCGGAAGUCUGAAGGAUGCCGUUACUGGAGCUGCUAUCGCGAAUCAAACCGUCACACUGACUUGUGCAGAUCCUAGCAUCGAGGAGACCACCGUGACAGAUGCUAAUGGUAACUACGAGUUCAAUGAACUAGCUUUCUGCAUCUAUUCUGUUGUUGCGCCAUCUUCGGUGGAUUCCGUUGGUGCAAUCUACGGUGGACCGAUCGACACCGACAAUUUGCUAUCGUCAACGGAAGUUAUCAUUUCGAUGGCCUCCCAGUCGGUGGGUGAAGUCGAUUUCGAGUACGGGUCGACCGGCAGUAUUUCUGGUUACGUACGAGAGGAGGACGCGACUGGUGCUAUUGUUGGUGGAGUUGAAAAUGUCCCAGUUACUGCGACAUGCCAAGAGAAUCCAUUACUCACAUUUGAGGUCCCCGCCACUGGUGUCGAUGGUGCUUACACGUUCCCGUCGCUUCCGAUUUGCACGUACAAUAUCUCUGUACCGAGCAAUGUGACUGACCCCGCUGAUAGCACUAACAUUCUGCAGAUUAUAAAUGGCGCCACCGAUGGAGGUGAUGCCGAAGCUACGACCUCAGUCAUAUUGUCCGUGCUAGAGAAUAUCCAAACCGAUGUGGACUUCGGCUAUCAGUCAGCAGGAGAGUGUAUCUCUGGCAUUGUCUCAGCUAUUGAUUCGGAUACACAGCUUGGUGGUGAAACAAUCAAAAUCACAUGUGAUGAUGGCUUUACCCAGACGACGGUUACCAAUGACCUUGGCGUCUACUCGUUCAAUGACGUGCCCCCUACUGCCGUAUGCGAGAUUACUUUCGCCGAUGAGCCUAAUACUGUGGAGAUAGACUUCAAGGAUAGCUCAGCUGAGUGCAUUGCGCCUGCGCCUAGUCCGACACCAACGGCAUCGCCGUCACCCGCGGAUCUGGCGCCAGUCGGAACAUCAACAACUCCUAGUCCAGUGCAGUCGCCAUCGCAAUCACCAGCAUCAUCACCAGCAGCUAGUCCAACCGCGUCACCCGCAGCUGAGGGUGAGAGUGCGGCUGGAGAAUGUGUUUCCGGAACCGUAUCCGAUGUUGAUACUGAUGAACCACUGCCAAAUAUUCCUAUAACGGUCCUUUGUACGGACGGCUUUACGCAGACGGUCACUACUGAUGAGCUCGGCGAGUACGCCUUCAACAAUGUGCCUGCCGCUUCGUCCUGUGACAUUACGAUCGAUGACUCUGCAUCUCUUGUUGCAUUUGUCGUUGGAGACGACACAACAGCAGAGUGCAUUGCGACAGAAUCAUCGCCAUCGCCAACGCCGAGUGUGAAUGAGGAACCUAGUCCAACGCCAACCGCUUCACCAGCAGCUGGUGAUUGUGUUUCUGGAACCGUAACUGAUGUUGUUACUGAUGAACCACUGCCAAAUGUUCUUGUAACGAUGCUUUGUGUGGACGGCUAUACGCAGACAGUCACUACUGAUGAGCUCGGUGAGUACGUCUUCGACGCUGUGCCUUCCGUUUCGUCCUGUGACGUUACGAUCGCUGAUGACUCUGCGUCUCCUGUUGGAUUUGUCCUUGAAGACGACUCACUACAGUGCAUUGCAUCAUCAGCUAGUCCAGACCCAGUCACGUCACCAGCGGCUGCUACUGUGGCUAGACGAUAG